UGCGACUCGACCCAAACGCCCACCCAGAGUAACCAUCAAGCGACCAUCCUCCUCCGCUCCUCCCGGUCCCCUCGUGAAAGCACCGAGUCCUCCACUCCCUCCUCUUUCUUUCCCUUCCUUCUCUGUGAAGAAUUCCUACCCUGUCCAACUCCUCCUCCUCCUCGCCUUCUUCUUGAUGGGCUUGUUCGAUUAUUAGUUUCUUUCUGCUGAUCUUUUAAUUUAUUUUUUGUUUAUUUUUUAGUAUUUUGUCAAUCAAUUCGUCGACAUCGCUUGGAAGAGUUCGGAAAGGGAAAGAAUCUGUUUUAGUAAAUCAUACUUCUACCAGUGAGAAGGAUGUUAGUUUGAGGUGGAAUUUCUAUAUAGAGAUGGGUUAUUUACAUGCAAUUCCUCUACAAACCUAGUUGCAGCAAAUUUCUACAAUCAAGUUAUGACCACACGAUUUCCAAAGAUUUGCAAAUUUUGUCAGCUGUUGGGUGUAAGGUAAGGGGUUGACAUAUAUUUGAAAAGGGUUGGAUUUAGAGCAUACCCUACAAGAUUUCAUAACAUUAGGACAAGUCCACUUUGCAUGAUGUGGUUGGUUUUUAUUGUGUUUUAUACAAGCUCAUAUACGUGAGGAGUUCACCAUCCCAUAUUAGCCAGUAACGUGUUGGCUGGGAUUGGCCAGAACAAGUUCAUGUUUGGCGAUACUAUGGCACAAGUUUCCUGUGUAAAUGCAAAUGCUUUUAGAAAGAAAUUGCGUUUUCAUUCUUAUGCCCUUUUCCCUUCAUCCAUAGGUGAUGAAGUGCCAAUUGAGGUAGACAGUAAAAGUUGAUACUUUAUUAAGCUAGGACAAUGGCUGGAAAAGUUGCUGCCUCUCAAGCAACUGAGUCGUUUGAAUACAUGUUGUUUGAGGGAGAUCCAGAUCAUCUCAGAGCCGUUGUAUCUACCCCAAAGCAAAAUAGCCCAUGGAUUGAUCCUAAUGCACUGAAAUUGACACAUCGUAUAGGGCGAGGCCCUUUUGGUGAUGUUUGGAUAGCAACUCAUCAUCAUUGUGCUGAAGAUUACGAUCGCUUUCAUGAGGUUGCAGUCAAGAUGUUAUAUCCGAUUAAAGAUGAUCAGCUUCAGCUUUUGUUGGUCAAGUUUGAUGAAAUGUUCUUCAAGUGCCAUGGAUUAGAGAAUGUUUGCUUUUUGCAUGGAAUCUCAAUUCAAAAUGGAAGGGUCUGCAUUGCAAUGAAGUUUUAUGAGGGAUCAAUUGGGGACAAGAUGGCUCGUCUUAAAGGCGGAAGGCUUGCACUGUCUGAUGUUUUAAGGUAUGGUGUUGAUUUGGCUCAGGGAAUAUUGGAACUCCACACAAGAAGAAUUCUAAUCCUCAAUCUUAAGCCCUGUAACUUUCUUCUUGAUGAACAUGACUGUGCAGUCCUAGGAGACUUUGGUAUUCCUUCGUUAUUGCUUGGACUUUCAUUGCCAAGUUCAGAUUUGAUUCAGAGGCUUGGGACACCAAACUACAUGGCUCCUGAACAAUGGCAACCAAACAUUAGGGGUCCAGUUUCUUUUGAAACUGAUUCAUGGGGAUUUGGAUGCAGUAUUGUGGAGAUGUUGAGUGGUAUUCAGCCUUGGCGUGGGAAGUCACCUGAUGAAAUCUAUCACUUGGUUGUGAUAAAGAAAGAAAAACCAGAAAUUCCAAGUGGCUUACCAUCUCAAUUGGAAAAUGUUCUCUAUGGAUGCUUUGAGUAUGACCUCCGAAAUCGCCCUCUAAUGUCAGACAUUUUACGUGUAUUUCAAAGUUACAAGGGUGCAGUUUCCAGUGAAAGCAGCUGGGGUAAUUCCGGAAAUCAGGUUGCAGACAGAUCAUGUCAUGUUCGUCAUGCUGACUGGUCACUUCUAAAGGACCACCUUCUAGUGGGUGAUACUGUGUGCUCUAGAAAGCCUAGAAACUCUUGCAGGUCAGAAAGCAUGGAGAUCCCAGAGGGAACCGUGGUUGGCAUGGAGAACAGUGGAGAUCGUGGCGGUUUUGUGCUUGUUAGGGUCCAUGGGUUUCAUGAUCCUUUGAGGGUGCACUCCACUACCGUGAAGAGGGUGACCUAUGGUUUUGCUGCUGGUGAUUGGGUACGGUUAAAGGAGGAAGACAAGAAGCAGUCUCCAGUCGGCAUCCUCCAUAGCAUUGAGCGAGAUGGAACAGUAUCUGUUGGUUUCAUUGGGAUGGAAACUCUUUGGAAGGGGAAUUAUUCAGAUAUUCAGAUGGCGGAGUCUUACUGUGUUGGUCAGUUCUUAAGGCUGAAAGCUACUGUGUCUAGUCCCAGGUUUGAGUGGCCACGUAAGAGAAGCGGGGAAUGGGCCACUGGCAGAAUUUCACAGGCUCUUCCAAAUGGAUGCCUUGUGGUCAAAUUUCCUGGAAGAUUCAGUUUUGGAGAAGUUUGCAGCUUUCUUGCAGAUCCGUCAGAGGUGGAGGUGGUGAAUUUCAAUACAUGCGAUGGAGUGGUUAAGAAAUACCAACACCUUGAGGACUUCCACUGGGCUGUGAGGCCAUUGCUUAUUGCUUUGGGUUUGUUUACAGCGCUGAAACUGGGAUUCUUUGUUGGCAAGAAUAUGGGGAGAUCAAGGAGGAAGAGAGGUGUUGGUAUCUCAGGGCAGGGAGAAGGGCUGCAGCAGGAUGGAGUGAGUGGUAGUAACGCAGCAUGGCUACCCCCAUCAGUGGCAAACAUCCUUGGUGUUGCUCCAGCUAGAUAAUUAUCCAAAUUGAAUGAACUUAAAACUGUUGUUUAUAGUUUCUAAAAUAAAUUUAUGGAUGUAUAGACCCUAAAACUCUUCCUGCUUGUAUAUAUUUUUGUUUUGAAGUGUUAAUCUUUUCAUCUUUGGAUGUGUUGGGUUCCAGUCAUGAUGAUCCUAUCACAUUUUUAUCUAU
This is a messenger RNA of Phoenix dactylifera (date palm), 2881 nucleotides long. The record is from RefSeq and is a predicted model, not a curated record. Lineage: Eukaryota; Viridiplantae; Streptophyta; Magnoliopsida; Arecales; Arecaceae.